ACCAACGCUACGACGUACGACGAAAACCAGUGUAUGGUAUAGUUGCAAUAAAAAUAAUUCGGCAACUUCAUCUACAACUUAGCAUACUGUCAACGAAACGUCGAAAAUGUGGGAAAAGUGUACAAACGGUUAUCGAAUUUUUUCGUAUUUAUUAUAACAGUCAAAUUAUGCAAUCAUGUGGCCGGCGAGACACGAGACGAUGACCCGCGAUGAAUGCAGAAAAUGUUUACGAUGUUUGGAACUUGAAGCAUAUGGGAACAUGGUAUCUGUCUUACGUGCUCAAGGUCCUUUUACUAAUGAGAAACAAAAACUGCUACAGGAACUUGCUAAAGUUUUACAUAUUUCUAAUGAGAGACAUCGUGCUGAAGUGAGAAGAGCCGUUAAUGAUGAAAAAUUAGCAACGAUAGCUGAACAAUUAAGUGGUCCAAAUACUGGCACUGAUUGGAGCAUCGAAGGCCGCCGUACAAUUCCACUAUUACCUAGAUUAAAGGGUCGAUCGGCGUUCACGACGUUAGCAAAUAGCUUGUCCCUCACAACAGCAGUGGCGAACAAAAGGAAUCGUCCCGUUCAUGAGAAAGCAGAGGAUGCAAAAGAUAUUAUCAACGAAUCUCCCAUGAAGUUAAAAGUACAAGAAAAUUCGUUUAGCAAUUACGAGUUCGAGCCUAAUGAAGAUAAAUUAAGCGAUGAGGUCAUAGAGUCGGAUAGGAAUAAGGAAAUCAACAAUUCAAGCAAUACCCCUGAGGUUAGCGAAAGAUGUACCGUUUCUGAAAAGCGUAAACCUUCCUCCCCUCUCUCGUCAACACAACCGAACAAGGUUUUAGUAAUGUCUUCAAGUCCUCCAGGAAUUGAUUAUCAUGAUACCAGUGAUAAUGUAACAUUAGGAAAUACUAUUCAUCCAUCUCGAAUUCCUGAAAAUUCGUUGCCACAUCACAACGUUACAAUAAUACCGUUGAAUGUAAAUUGUGAAGAAAAUACAACAGAAUCUAUAGAAUCACAAGUACAAGAAAGUGCCAGUAAUCACUCAGUAAUUCCAUCUAGUAAUGUGAACGCAGUGAUACCCAUAAUUACAACGGGAAUCGCCACAACUACGGGAAGAAUAAUCACGGCGCAAAGCAAGAUUAACGCGAAAGCAGGACCGGCGAUUCUGACGUCUGGUAGCUUGCCAGAAAAUAAUUUACAGUCUGAUACAGAGGAUGCAUGUGUACAAGAUAGUUCAAAUCCUAAAACAGUAUCACCUGCGUCGGACAGUUCCCCAAUAGCAUCAAGUUCGGAAGAUCUCAGUUCAGUUACAAGUAACGUGAAACGCGUUGUGUCAGUAAUACAUCCAAGCGUGAAACCGCCGAUAUCUAAAACUGUUACCUCAAGUAAUUCACAUCGGCUGAUGGCCGUGUGUCCUGUUACAACAGUAUCGAACGGGCCAGGGCCGCCUCAGGCCAAGCAAAUCACAACGUUAACUUGUAAAAAACUACCUACAACGCUCAAUAAUCAAACCACUGCCAAAAUGGGUGUUACAUUGAAUUCUAAUAAAACUGUAAAUAUAUCUCCCCAUCCCGAUGCGAAAUUAGGAUCGAAAACGAACGUGAUCGUUAUACAAAAGGGUCAGACUAAAGGUCUAACUCUUUCUCAUGCAGGCAAGGAAGUAUUAGGAAAAGUCAUAAUGGGUGGAAAAAGCUUGUGCGUUACGAGCCAACAUAAUGCUGCUAUUAGUGUGGUGCCGCGCCAUAUUACAUUAAAUAACGGAGAUCAAGCUGUAACUAUGAUAUCUACAACAAACUCAUCUCAUACAGAAUCUAUCACAUCCAAUAUAAAGUCUGGUAAUGCUAUCAUGUUCAAUCUUCGGCAGGAUGUUUUGGAAAAGAAUAAAACAUUGUCUCAUCUCUUCGAAUCAUCCAAUGUUCUUACCUCUGAAUCUAAGACUGUGAUACAAAAUGCGAAUGCUUGUCUAUCAAAAGAACCAAGUAACAGUGAUUUACAUGUACAGGAUAAAGAGUUAAUUGUAAAAACCGACGCUGUAAUUACUACUACUGUUAAAGAUGAAAAACACAGGAAAGUAAAAAAAAACUAUAUUCGAACGCAAAUUUUUAUUUCACGGAUUCUACGGAUCCUAAAAAAUAUUUUAAAAAACUAA
Molecule: messenger RNA, 2128 nt
Organism: Ceratina calcarata
Lineage: Eukaryota; Metazoa; Arthropoda; Insecta; Hymenoptera; Apidae
Product: BRCA2-interacting transcriptional repressor EMSY
Exons: 13
Coding region: 176-2128 (650 amino acids)
Biological process (GO): regulation of DNA-templated transcription
Cellular component (GO): nucleoplasm
Source: RefSeq, a predicted model, not a curated record